Lichtheimia ornata is the source of this 387-nucleotide messenger RNA. RefSeq lists its product as uncharacterized. NCBI's taxonomy places the organism in Eukaryota, Fungi, Mucoromycota, Mucoromycetes, Mucorales, Lichtheimiaceae. The transcript has 4 exons. Gene Ontology annotation, molecular function: heme binding. The coding region runs from base 1 to 387 and encodes 128 amino acids. Gene Ontology annotation, cellular component: intracellular membrane-bounded organelle; membrane. The record is from RefSeq and is a predicted model, not a curated record.
AUGACUAAAAACAAGACGUAUACAUACGAGGAAGUAGCAAAGCACAACAAACCCAACGACCUAUGGAUGGUUAUCCACAACAAGGUGUUUGACAUUACACCCUUUAUCGACGAGCAUCCUGGUGGUGAGGAAGUGCUUUUUGAUGAAGGUGCAAAGGAUGCUUCUGGACCGUUUGAUGACGUGGGUCACUCUGAUGAUGCUCGAGAAUUGAUGACAAAGUAUUAUAUCGGUGACAUUGACUCCAAGUCAGCUCCCGUUAUCCCAUCCGAAAGUAGGACAACCGUACCAAGAAGCCAAGGUCAACAGGGAAAUGCUUUACGCGUUGCUAUCCCUAUUGCCAUUCUACUCGCAGCUUUGGGUUAUCGAUACUAUUAUGCAUCUCAAUAA